CGACCAUUUGACUAGUAACUCACUAUGAGCAGAGGAUUUAACAACAGGGGCAGAGGUUUCAGCAGAGGUGGUGGGAGAGGCGGUGGGGGUGGGUGGAGCGGUGGACGAGGCGGCUUUCAGCAGCGAGAUAUGGGACCUCCUGACCACGUUCUGGAAAUUGGCACGUUUGUACACGACGUCGAAGAUGAGAUGCUCUGCACUGUGUCAAUGCCGGAGAAGGUGCCAUACUUCAACGCACCGAUCUAUCUGCAAAACAAGUCCGUCAUCGGCAAGGUUGAUGAAAUUCUCGGGCCAAUAAAUGAGGUUUAUUUCUCAGUGAAGAUGGGCGAGGGGAUGGUCGCGAGCAGCUUCAAAAAGGGGGACAAGGUUUACAUUGGACCGGACAAGCUGCUACCGCUUGACCGCUUCUUGCCAAAACCCAAAGUAGCCGGAGAAGUUAAGAAAAGGGGACGCGGUGGUGUCGGUGGACGUGGGGUACGGGGUGGAGGACGCGGCGGGUUCGGAGGACGAGGAGCACCAAGGGGCCGUGGUGCGCCUGGAGGAUUCUCUCGGGGAGGUAGCCGUGGAGCCUUUGGUGCACCUCGCGGUGCACCUAGAGGAGGGGCGGGCCGUGGCUUCGCUCCCCGGGGACGUGGGGCUGGUGGUGAGAGCCGUGGUUUCCGAGGUUCCUAGACGCCAGCGUCGCUCACCUCUUUACCAUACAUGUACCACGUGUAAUGUUAGCUGGUUUCCG
Dacryopinax primogenitus is the source of this 733-nucleotide messenger RNA. RefSeq names its product Gar1-domain-containing protein. The record is from RefSeq and is a predicted model, not a curated record. Lineage: Eukaryota; Fungi; Basidiomycota; Dacrymycetes; Dacrymycetales; Dacrymycetaceae. The transcript is spliced from 4 exons. Gene Ontology annotation, cellular component: box H/ACA snoRNP complex. Gene Ontology annotation, molecular function: box H/ACA snoRNA binding. The coding region runs from base 25 to 672 and encodes 215 amino acids. Gene Ontology annotation, biological process: snoRNA guided rRNA pseudouridine synthesis; ribosome biogenesis.